AUGUCUCCGCCGGCGCCGCCGCAACAUCACCACAACCCAUCGGGUCAUCCGCCACAUCAGCAGCCGAUGCCUGCCAUUUAUUACGAGCCAGGUUACAAUCCUCCGCCGCCACAUGGUCCUGGCUACAAUCCACCGCCGCCACAUGGUCCAAACCAAUCAGAGCCUGGUUAUAUAUAUUUAAUCCUUAGCGAGGAUGCAUUGGAGGUCCGGGCGGGUGGUGAUGGUGGUCAUGGUGCGGAGGGCCGUGGUGCGGAGGACCGUGGUGCGGCGGGCCGUGGUGCGGAGGACCGUGAUGCGGAGGACCGUGGUGCGGAGGCCCGUGGUGCGGAGGCCCGUGGUGCGGCGGGCCAUGGUGAGGUGGCCCAUGGUGGUGGUGCGGAGGUGGUGGCGGCAUCGUGGUUUGCUGAACUACAGUUGAAUAAGGUCGGCACUCAUAACAAUUUCGGAAUUCCCAAUAUACCGCUAUAA
Messenger RNA from Drosophila kikkawai, 468 nucleotides. NCBI's taxonomy places the organism in Eukaryota, Metazoa, Arthropoda, Insecta, Diptera, Drosophilidae. The record is from RefSeq and is a predicted model, not a curated record.